Stegodyphus dumicola is the source of this 512-nucleotide messenger RNA. RefSeq names its product COP9 signalosome complex subunit 9. Lineage: Eukaryota; Metazoa; Arthropoda; Arachnida; Araneae; Eresidae. The record is from RefSeq and is a predicted model, not a curated record.
CAUUUCAAAGAAACAUCGCAACCAUAUAUCAGGCAGAAAGACGAACUAAUUGCUGUUUCUGUAGUACAGUUGUACGUACGAAGCAAAACCGUAGGAAUAUUUUUUUUAUCAUUGCAUUUUAUUUCUUCGUGUACUUUUGUAUUCGGUAAACGUAGUGAGUUUUGCAUUAUGAAGCCUGGAAGUGUUGUGGCUGACGAAAUGUUUCCUGAAGGAGCUGGCCCAUAUAUGGAUUUAGAAGAAGCUGGAGGAUCUAGUGGCCUGUUAAUGGACUUGGCUGCAAAUGAAAAGUCUGUUCAUGCUGAUUUUUUUAAUGAUUUUGAGGAUCUUUUUGAUGAUGAUGAUUUACAGUGAGGCUUUCAGAUUUGGGAGAUGUUGAUGUGUUUCAUAUUCUCAUACCAUCUGUAAAUAUAAUUUUGUGAAAAAAUUAAAAUAUAUCUGUAAAUGUUUAAUGAAAAUGUGUUCUUUUUACUUGUAUUAUCUUUUUAUUAAUAAAACAUUACGCUGAUAAAAUA